This is a messenger RNA of Sciurus carolinensis (gray squirrel), 1544 nucleotides long. RefSeq names its product pyruvate dehydrogenase kinase 1 (gene Pdk1). Bases 90 to 1400 code for a protein of 436 amino acids. The record is from RefSeq and is a predicted model, not a curated record. Gene Ontology annotation, biological process: protein phosphorylation; regulation of glucose metabolic process. NCBI's taxonomy places the organism in Eukaryota, Metazoa, Chordata, Mammalia, Rodentia, Sciuridae. Gene Ontology annotation, cellular component: mitochondrion. Gene Ontology annotation, molecular function: pyruvate dehydrogenase (acetyl-transferring) kinase activity. The transcript is spliced from 11 exons.
GGCCCGCCACGUCCCUCACGUAGCGCCUGGCCGCGGCUCGGAGCGGCAAGCUGGCGCGGGGGGCUCCGGCUCCUCCGGCUGGGCUCGGCAUGAGGCUGGCGCGGCUGCUGCGCGGGGCCGCCUCGGCCGGCCCGGGCCCCGGGCUACGCGCCUCCGGCCCCAGCGCCAGCCGCAGCCUCGCCUCGGAUUCGGGCUCCGGCCCGGCGUCGGAACGCGGCGUUCCGGGCCAAGUGGACUUCUACGCGCGCUUCUCGCCGUCGCCGCUCUCCAUGAAGCAGUUCCUGGACUUCGGAUCAGUGAAUGCUUGUGAAAAGACCUCAUUUAUGUUUCUGCGGCAAGAGUUGCCUGUGAGACUGGCAAAUAUAAUGAAAGAAAUAAGUCUUCUUCCAGAUAAUCUUCUCAGGACGCCAUCCGUUCAAUUGGUUCAAAGCUGGUAUAUCCAGAGUCUUCAGGAGCUUCUUGAGUUUAAGGAUAAAAGUGCUGAAGAUGCUAAAGCCAUUUAUGACUUCACAGAUACUGUGAUACGGAUCAGAAACCGACACAACGAUGUCAUUCCCACAAUGGCCCAGGGAGUGGUUGAAUACAAGGAGAGCUUUGGGGUGGAUCCUGUUACCAGCCAGAAUGUGCAGUACUUUUUGGAUCGAUUCUACAUGAGUCGAAUUUCAAUAAGAAUGUUACUCAAUCAGCACUCUUUAUUGUUUGGUGGAAAAGGAAGUCCAUCUCAUCGAAAACACAUUGGUAGCAUAAACCCAAACUGCAACGUAGUCGAAGUUAUUAAAGAUGGCUAUGAAAAUGCUAGGCGUCUCUGUGAUUUGUAUUAUAUUAACUCUCCUGAACUAGAACUUGAAGAACUAAAUGCAAAAUCACCAGGACAACCAAUACAAGUGGUUUAUGUACCAUCCCAUCUCUAUCACAUGGUGUUUGAACUUUUCAAGAAUGCAAUGAGAGCAACUAUGGAACACCAUGCUGACAAAGGUGUUUACCCCCCUAUUCAAGUUCAUGUCACACUGGGUAAUGAGGAUUUGACUGUAAAGAUGAGUGAUCGAGGAGGUGGUGUUCCUUUGAGGAAAAUUGACAGGCUCUUCAACUACAUGUAUUCAACUGCACCGCGGCCUCGUGUGGAGACUUCCCGCGCAGCGCCCCUGGCUGGUUUUGGUUAUGGAUUGCCCAUAUCACGUCUCUAUGCGCAGUACUUUCAAGGAGACUUAAAGCUGUAUUCCUUAGAGGGCUACGGAACAGAUGCAGUUAUUUACAUUAAGGCUCUGUCAACAGAAUCGAUUGAGAGACUCCCUGUGUACAACAAAGCUGCCUGGAAGCAUUACAACACCAACCAUGAGGCUGAUGACUGGUGUGUCCCCAGCAGAGAGCCAAAGGAUAUGACCACUUUCCGCAGUGCCUAAGGGCACUUGAGACACUUGGAAAGUUCAGUGUGUUUUUGUGUUACAUUUGGAAGGGAUGGUGUUCUCAACUCCAUUAUACCAAAUACUUCAUGUGUCACUUUCACAGUUAACUCUUUGGGUAGAAUAAAUGGAAACUGAAUUCCA